AUGGCGCCCAAAUACUGGCUCGGCCAUGUGCUCCUCCUCGUCUCAUCGUGGGGGCAGCAGUGCCGCGCCGACUUCACGACGACGUUCGAAGACGUGACGCAGGGGAGCGUGCUUGCCUUGGCCUGGGGCGACGUCGAUCCGGACUCCCUCCCGCUGAUAAUCGGCGUGUCGCUAAUCAACAAGACGGAGGAUGGCUCAGCAUACGGGGUCAAGAUAAACAUAUCCACAACCGUAACCGACUCCUCAUUCCUCUGGCCAAACGUGCCCUACCCGGUGGCCUACAUCCCCACAGCCAUGUACCAAGUCGAGGUCCGGCCCUCGCACUGGAAGGGCGACCAGCAGCCCGUGCUAGCCCGAUCGCCCUUCUUCACCAUCGGGCCGAGCCAUCCGGAGGGGCAGCCGGGGACCUCCCCAUCUCCCGAUGACCCGCAGCCCACGCAGCCAGGCUCGUCACCGCACCCGAACCGAAGGCUCGCCGUCGCGCUCGCCGUGGGCAUCGGGCUCCCGUCGCUCGUGGCCGGCGUGCUGGUGGGGUGGUGCGUCCGGAGGCGGCGCCGGAGGGCGGCCGAGGCGCUGCGGAGGCGGAGGAGGAUGGAGUUUGUGAUCAAUUGAGGGCCCCUCCUCGCUGGCUCCUUUCCGCGGGGGAUUCGGCGGGCUGCUGCCUGGGCUGAAGAUGGGGGGUUGGUGCUGCGCGUGGGUUGGGAAUAGAGAGGCGCUAUGGUCGUUGGGGAAGGGAUAGGUGGCUCUCUUUGUUUAGGUAGGGUCGGGUCAUAUGUUGGGUGGUGCUGUGCUAGUGUUACGAAGUCCGAUGAUUUAAU
This is a messenger RNA of Phialemonium atrogriseum, 818 nucleotides long. RefSeq lists its product as uncharacterized. The record is from RefSeq and is a predicted model, not a curated record. The transcript has 3 exons. Bases 1 to 612 code for a protein of 203 amino acids. NCBI's taxonomy places the organism in Eukaryota, Fungi, Ascomycota, Sordariomycetes, Cephalothecales, Cephalothecaceae.